Didymella exigua CBS 183.55 is the source of this 678-nucleotide messenger RNA. RefSeq names its product DNA replication complex GINS protein sld5. Gene Ontology annotation, biological process: DNA-templated DNA replication; double-strand break repair via break-induced replication. Gene Ontology annotation, cellular component: GINS complex. Bases 1 to 678 code for a protein of 225 amino acids. NCBI's taxonomy places the organism in Eukaryota, Fungi, Ascomycota, Dothideomycetes, Pleosporales, Didymellaceae. The record is from RefSeq and is a predicted model, not a curated record. The transcript has 3 exons.
AUGGACAUCGACGACCUUCUCGCCGAAGUCGCGGUCGACGCGACGUCCCUCGAGACGCGGGAUCUGCAGGAGCUCACCCGCGCGUGGGUUGCGGAGCGGUCGGCGCCGGAGAUUCUCACCUGGCCAGCGGAGCUUAUGGAGAGGGUGCUGGACAGGAUUGGUCGGCAGAUUGAGCUUGUGGAGGAGCAGACGGGGAGUCUGGAUCCGCGGACCAACUUCAGACUCAUUAUUGUGCAGACGGAACUCGAGCGGUUCAAGUUCCUGGUCCGCAGCUUCCUGCGCGCGAGGCUGAACAAGAUCGACCAACACCCCCUCCAUGUCCAGGCACAGCACACCGCGUCCCUCGAUACUGUGCAGUCGUUGCUGUCCCCGAGUGAGCUGCAGUACCUCACGUCCCAUCAGGCGCUCCUCUCGCAACACUACUCGGCCUCCUUCCUCUCGCAGUUCCCAGCGAGUCUGCAGAGACUGGACGAUACAACGGGUGGCAUCAGCAUGGUGGACAAGCCGGAUGAAGACAAGGCCGUCUUCGUGCGAGCGCUGCGAGACAUCGGGACGGUGUUUGUAGAGGGAACAGAUCGCCGACUCGAGGUCAAGAGAGGCGAUGUCUGGGCUGUGCGGUGGAGCGCGGUGAGGAAGUGGGCUGUUGGGUGCGGGACCGGUGACGUAGAGCUCAUCUGA